This is a messenger RNA of Cyprinus carpio (common carp), 873 nucleotides long. Its product is annotated as pollen-specific leucine-rich repeat extensin-like protein 1. The record is from RefSeq and is a predicted model, not a curated record. Bases 1 to 873 code for a protein of 290 amino acids. The transcript has 2 exons. Lineage: Eukaryota; Metazoa; Chordata; Actinopteri; Cypriniformes; Cyprinidae.
AUGGAGGAACGAGCAAGGUUCAUCACCGUGGCUCAGGCGAGCCCCAACCUGAUUGUUUACGCAACGUUCGUGCUGCCCGCCCUCGCCAGCUCCCUCGAGGGGGAAACCCUUGUGACGCUGUUCCGGCUCGGGAUGAUGUACCAUCAGCCCACAGAGCUCCCAGACAUCACCAAACUCGACUGGGAGGAGUCAGUCAUCCAGUGUCUGGACAGUCUCCGAUCCCGAUCCGGAACCCCUCCGCCAGCUGCUCCAAUGUCAAGCCCACUGGCUGCGGCUCACACAAGCCCACCGGCCGUUCAGCACUCAAGCCCGCCAGCUGUUCCACAGUCAAGCCCACUGGCUGUGGCUCACACAAGCCCGCCAGCCAUUCCACAGUCAAGACCACCGACAGCGCCGAUGUCAAGCCUGCCGGCCGCUCCAAUGUCAAGCCCGCCGGCUGAAGUUCACACAAGCCCGCAGGCCGUUCAGCACUCAAACCCGCGGGCAGCCCUAUUCACCCGUAACCAAAAUAGGAGGAAGAGGAGAAAUGGAUGGCUCACAGCUCUCUUCCCUGCUCCAGUGGCGGCUCCAGCCCCAAAGCUUGCUCCAGUGUUGGCCCCUGCUCCGCCAUGGCAACCUGAACCUGACCCUCAUCAGGCCGAGCCCACAGAUGACGGAGAGUCAUUUCCUGUCGCAAUCUGCGAGCCAGAGCAAAGCCAAGCGACUGAGCAGAGGAUCGCCUCAGAAGUUGAGCCCAACCCGUUAGACCAGGUGCGAGAGCCGGCAACAGAGCCCGCCACAAGGGAGAAAUACGCGGUUGGUGUGAGUGUGGAGAGGAGCUCUGCCCCCUGCAUCGUGGCUGAGGAUGAGCUGAGUAUGGCGCUGCAUUGGUGA